CCAAAGCUCUUGCAUCAAACUUCGUCUCCUUCUCCUUCCCAAAGGCGCGCUCUUCUUUCUCUUGCCCUCUUCUCCUUCUCCCUCACAAGCCCUUCUCCAAGCUCCUCACCGAGAAGCCGCAAUUCGAUUCCCUCAUUCUGGGAAUUCUCAAAUACAACCCCCACGCCUUCACCUCCGGCUUCCGCACCCCGGCCCUCCUCAAGCCCCUAAUCUCCGACCGACAUCUUUUCCUCUGCAUCAUUCGUUCCAUCGGCAACCAGCCUCGGGUCGCUCUGCGGUUCUUCCGCUGGGCCGAGCGCCAGCCCGGCUUCCACCGAUCGGAGCUCCCUUUCUGCGCCGUGCUCGAGAUCCUCGCCGACGCCGGGCUCAUGAAGGCGGCUUACUCGGUUGCUGAGAGGGCUCUGAGCUUCGGUUUACAUGGAAUCGUUGACCUGUUGAUCGGCAAGUAUGUGAAUUCGGACGUUACUAUUAAGCUUCUCAAUCUGCUUUUAUGGAUGUACACUAAGUGUUCGAUGGUCGAACGCGCCUUAUCAACCUUUCGGAAGAUGAUGGAAAAUGGUUUCUUACCUGAGGUUAAGAACUGCAAUCGGGUUCUUAGGGUUUUGCGGGAUGGCAACCGGUGGUCUGAAGUCAGGGUAGUCUAUCAGGACAUGGUUAGGGCAGGGGUGCAGCCCACCAUUGUUACCUUCAACACAAUGCUUGAUUGUUACUGCAAGGAGGGACAGGCUGAAGAGGCUUAUAUACUUCUUCUUGAUAUGGAGUUCAAAAAUUUCAAUCGCUGCUUGCCUAAUGAUGUUACUUACAACGUUGUGAUCAAUGGAUUGUCAAAGAAAGGCGAAUUGGAGAAAGCGGAGAAGUUGCUUGCGAAAAUGCAGAGUUCAGGUAAGGCUUCUUCUUUCUCCUAUAAUCCACUGAUUAAUGCAUUGUUUAGCAAAGGAUUUGCUGACCAAGCUUUGCUUUUUGAGACUAAUAUGGUGGGGAAAGGCAUCCUUCCAUCUGUGACAACCUAUAACACCAUAAUUUACUGGCUUUGUAAGAUGGGAAAGGUAGAAGAAGCUCGAAAGAAGUUUACACAGAUGGAAUCAAAGGGUCUAACAAUGGAUGUAGUCUCAUACAACUCUUUGAUCUAUGGUUAUUGCCGUUUGGGAAACAUAAUGGAGGCUCUUUCUUUGUUUGAGGAUCUAAGAAGAGCCCAAAUUGUUCCAACGGUUCGAACAUUCAAUAUACUUAUAGACGGUCAUUGCAGGGUGGGCGCUCUUGAGAAGGCUUUGAAGUUUAAAGACUAUAUGAUAGAAUGUGGUUGCCACCCUGAUAUAUGUACUUAUACAAUCCUUGUGAAUGGCUCUUGCAAGAUGGGAUAUCAUGCCAUGGCUAAAGGAUAUUUUGAUGAGAUGCUUCAUAGGGGACUUCAGCCAGAUUGCUUUGCUUAUGAUACGAGAUUAGCUUGCGAAUCGAAGCACGGGGCUAUGUACAGAGCUUUCCAAUUGAGGGAGGAGAUGGUAGCUCGCGGUGUUGUGCCUGAUAUAAUCACGUAUAACAUUUUGAUUGACGGGAUUUUUCGGACUGGAGAUUGGGAUGAAGCUUAUCGGGUGUGGAGGAAGAUGAUUAAUGAGGGAGUAGUUCCUGAUUGUGUGACAUAUACAUGCAUAAUUCACGCCCUUUGCCGUAAAGGCCAUCUAGACGAAGCAAAAAGAGUUUUUGAUAGAAUGUUGUGCAAUAAUGUUUCGCCUUCUUUAGUAACUUAUACAGUACUUAUUCAUGCUUAUGCAAGGAAAGGAAAUAUUGGGACAGCUUAUGGAUUCUUUCUUCAGAUGUUACAGGAUAAUGUGCAGCCAAAUGUAAUAACUUACAAUGCUCUUAUAAAUGGCUUGUGUAGAACUGGCAAUGUUAAGCUUGCUUAUAGAUGUUUUUAUGAAAUGCAAGAAAGGGGGCUUUCCCCCAAUAAGUAUACUUACACUUUGUUGAUAAAUCAGAGUUGUGAUUUUGGUUAUUGGGAUGAAGUGCAGAGGUUGUUUGGGGAGAUGCUUGAGAAAGGUGUUCUUCCUGAUUCCUGCACGUACAGUGUUUUGCUUAAGAAUGUGGGUGAUGAGUUCAGGGAUCUUGCAGUUUAUUAUUUGGAAAAUUAUGUCCUUGCCGGUUAAGAAAGCUGCAAUUUUGGAUGGGCGUAGUCAUGACCUCAAGCUUCACUUUGGCUUUCGCUACGUUCGAUUCUUGUUCUUAGAAAAAACGAUUUGCAACGAUAUGGCCUUCUUCCUCGAAAUGUUGCAGGACAAAUAAAUUUUCAUUCGUCACAGAUUAUGAAUUCUUUCUUCAGAUGUUGCAGGACAAGUAAAUAUUCAUCAGCCAUAAUCGGUUUCCUCAUAAUUAUUCUCGAGGAGAAGGAGCUUUCCCUCAAUAAGUAUAUUUACACUUUGUUGAUAAAUUAAAGUUGUGAUUUUGGUUAUUGGGAUGAAGUGCAGAGGUUGUUUGAGGAGAUGCUUGAGAAAGGUGUUCUUCUUGAUUCCUGCACCUGCAGUGUUUUGUUUAAGAAUGUUGGUAAUGACUUCAGGGAUCUUGCAGUUUAUUAUUUGGAAAAUUAUGUCCUUGCUGGUUAAGAAAGCUGCAAUUUUGGAUGAACAUAGUCGUGACCUCAAGCUUCGCUUUGGUUUUCGCUUCGUUCGAUUCAUGUUCUUAAAAAAAAAAGUUUUGCAGCGAUAUCGCCUUCUUCCUCGAAAUCUCACUGGACCAAUAAAUAUUCAUUCUUCACAGAUUAUGGAUUAUUUCUUUAGAUGUUGCUGGACAAGUAAAUAUUCAUCAGCCAUAAUCGGUUUCCUCACAAUUAUUCUUGAGGUAUGCUGAUUUGUGUAACAUGAAUUGUGUUCCAAUUUUUAAAUUUAUUUAGUGCUCUUCACUGUUUUCUCCUAUUUUCAUGUUUAUUCAUUGAGGAGAACACAUUAUUGUUCCUAUGGUUAUUGGUUCAAU
Phalaenopsis equestris is the source of this 2961-nucleotide messenger RNA. Its product is annotated as pentatricopeptide repeat-containing protein At1g22960, mitochondrial. The transcript is spliced from 2 exons. Gene Ontology annotation, molecular function: protein binding. Bases 369 to 2141 code for a protein of 590 amino acids. Lineage: Eukaryota; Viridiplantae; Streptophyta; Magnoliopsida; Asparagales; Orchidaceae. The record is from RefSeq and is a predicted model, not a curated record.